Molecule: messenger RNA, 2101 nt
Organism: Xenopus laevis (African clawed frog)
Lineage: Eukaryota; Metazoa; Chordata; Amphibia; Anura; Pipidae
Gene: chst15.S
Product: carbohydrate sulfotransferase 15
Exons: 8
Coding region: 399-1841 (480 amino acids)
Biological process (GO): hexose biosynthetic process
Molecular function (GO): N-acetylgalactosamine 4-sulfate 6-O-sulfotransferase activity; sulfotransferase activity
Source: RefSeq, a predicted model, not a curated record
GCGCUGGUAUAAGCAUCUCCAGUGUAGCCGGGCAGAUGUUGGCACAUCCCAUUGAUGCCGGUGCACAGGGGGAGCCGCUCGUUUAUUUGUUGGAACGCAGGCUUUGGACUCAUGCAUUCAGGAUGAGGAGACCCCUUCAUUUUCAGGCAGCAGCACAUUCUUUCUACUUGGUGGAUACAGAAUGCAUAGGUUCAGAUGCAUGAUCCAUGAAUGCAUGAAUUCAUCUUAACUUCACCAUUCUUUAAAAUCUAUAACAACAAAUGGGCUUUUGGAAGCUGCAAGAUGGUAUUUGUUUCAACUUGGAUUCCUGAGUAGAUCUACAGUCGCCUUUAACCUGAUGUCAAGGGGGCACCAUCCUAUCCCAAGUUGGUCAAAGGCGGCCUGUGCCUUUCUUAGGAAUGACAAUAUUACAGGGCUCCAGCCUAGGUUUCAGCAAAGGCCUUGGCAGGAGAAUACUAUGCAGCUUAGUGUUUGCUUUGGUGAUCGCAUCUUUGGUGGUGGCAUCUUACAUGCUCGCUGGAGGCAAGCAAGACCAUCUGUUCCAGCCAUUCCCUCCUGAUUCAAGAGACUAUUCCUCAAGUUACAACCAGUCAGAAGGCAGGAGACAGAAGGACAUUAGACUUUCAGAUUAUUCAGUAGUUCGGCUAACUGACCGCAGAAUCCCUGACAUUGAGGAACUGAAGCAGUAUGAACCACACCUGUUUGCCGUGAUUCCACAAAAGUUCCUCUCCAUCAGCCGAAGCCCCUGCUGGUACCAGAAGUAUGAGGAAAAGAAAGACCCAUACAGCGGCAAUGCAUAUGUCCUGUAUUCCAAGCGGUUUCGUGCUGUCUUCGAAGAGAUGCGCCAGAAUUUCUGGAAGAGGCUGCUGGUUAAAGGGGACUCUCGAUACCGAUUGCGCUGCCUCCCAUACUUCUACAUCAUUGGGCAGCCCAAAUGCGGCACCACUGAUUUAUACAACCGUAUGCGCCUUCAUCCUAGUGUUCGAUUCUCGGCCAACAAAGAACCACAGUGGUGGACAAGGAAAAGAUUUGGAAUCAUGAGGCUAAAAGAAGCGCUGCAGAGUCCCUUCCCGGUCGAGGAUUACUUGGAUUUAUUUGACUCGACUGCACAAGAGAUCCAGGCUCUGUACAACGCAGCCAAAGAUACAGAAGAUACGGUUACCAGCCCUCUGGUUAUAGGAGAAGCCAGUGCGUCAACAAUGUGGGACAACAACUCUUGGAUGUAUGUCUAUGAUAACACAACCAACACAGAGCCUCCACACCUGACCCAGGACUUCAUCCGCACCUUUCAGCCUAAUGCCAAAUUUAUUGUAAUGCUCCGGGAUCCUGUGGAGAGACUGUACUCUGACUACUUAUACUUCGCCAUCGCCAACAAGUCGGUGGAGGAGUUCCAUGACAAGGUGAAUGAGUCUCUGCAGAUGUUCAACAGCUGCCUGCAAACUUUUACUCUGCGUUCCUGUGUCUACAACACAACGUUAAACAACCUCCUGACAGUGCGACUACAAGUGGGGCUCUAUGUGGUUUUCUUGUGGGACUGGCUGUCACUCUACAAGAUGGAAGAGUUUCUCAUUCUGAGACUGGAAGAUUACUCUGUUAGGGUCUUGCAAAGCAUGAGGAGGGUCUUCAGCUUCCUGGAGCUGGAGCCUUUGAGUGUUGAGCAGGAGGCAACAAUAACACAAAGCCCAGCUUCCAACAGCCGUCGCCCUGAAGACUGCAGCCUUGGACCCAUGAACCCUCAAACCCAACGGCUUCUUAGGGAUUUUUACCGUCCCUUCAACCAAAGACUUUCCCACUUACUGAGGGAUGAUGCCUUUCUAUGGGAGCCACAAUCAGCUGUCUAACCAAUAUCAGUUUUGCAUGAUAAAAUGCACUGAAUGAGAGUGCUGACAUCUAGUGGGCAAGCACUGUAAAAGCUGAGAACCAACAUUAACGAGGAACUAUGGCGAAAAUUAGAAUUUAUUAUAAGCUUCCUCUUACUGAGAUAAGAAACUUUCUUGGGCGUCAGAUGAAUGAUCCAAUAUAUCUUAUAGGGGGGCUCCUUUCCUAGCAGAUAUAUCAGAGCUCACUCAAAUAACUGAUUCCAGUACAAACAAAAUCUAAC